UCCUCGGUGCGCAGCUACAGCAUGAUGCGUUUCGAGAAGGAGGUGCAACAGAAGGAGAUCAGACAGGAGAUGAAACUGCGCCUGGCCCGACUCCAGCAGCAGCAGCAUCUCACACAAAACAAGCCGCAGAUUAUAAUUGGAGAGGCGCUGCUGCAGCAUGGAGCGCUCAGUCGUGUUACAAUGGCCACGCCCAGUCCGCUGACGCCCAACUCGCUGGACGAGCUGCUGCCAUCGCUAGAUGAGAACCAGGAGUAUCCACCCAAGCUGGAGAGCACCUACAAGCAGCUGGUGCAGCCGGCAGCCGCAGCAGCAACAACAACAGGCCCUGGCACAGGCAUCCGUUCCGGUUCCGGAUCCGGUUCCGGUUCCGUUUCUGGCUCCAGUUCCGGCCGCAUAAACGGCUAUAACGGCCCCUGCAGCUCAUCGACUGAAGCGCUCUAAAAA
Drosophila navojoa is the source of this 444-nucleotide messenger RNA. RefSeq lists its product as uncharacterized. The record is from RefSeq and is a predicted model, not a curated record. NCBI's taxonomy places the organism in Eukaryota, Metazoa, Arthropoda, Insecta, Diptera, Drosophilidae.